Molecule: messenger RNA, 1395 nt
Organism: Eriocheir sinensis (Chinese mitten crab)
Lineage: Eukaryota; Metazoa; Arthropoda; Malacostraca; Decapoda; Varunidae
Product: protein Wnt-2-like
Exons: 9
Coding region: 1-774 (257 amino acids)
Biological process (GO): neuron differentiation; cell fate commitment; positive regulation of JNK cascade
Cellular component (GO): extracellular region
Molecular function (GO): frizzled binding; cytokine activity
Source: RefSeq, a predicted model, not a curated record
AUGUCACAAGAGCUCCACCCUCCCUCCGACACCAACUCUCGCCCUACCCCGCCGUCCCCUCACCCCGGCACAGCUCCACCCUCCCCAGCUCUACACCCGCCCCUCCCCUUAUGCCAGGCCAUCCAGUUCAGUGCGGUGAGCGAUGGUGCACCUCUGAAGGCCCUCACCUGUUCUCCCUCACCAAUCCUCUCACUGGUAUCCACAGGGAGCCGCGAGGCCGCCUACACGUACGCGGUGACCAGCGCGGGAGUCACCCACAGCGUCACGACCGCUUGCUCCCGCGGCAACAUCUCCACCUGUGGCUGUGACGACCGCAGGCGAGGGCGGUACAGUUCCUCCGGGUGGAAAUGGGGCGGCUGCAGCGCCGACAUUAGGUUCGGGGUCAGGUUCGCGCGGGAGCUCCUGGACGCCCGCGAGGUGGAGGGGGACGGCCGCGCCCUCAUGAACCUGCACAGCAACCGGGCGGGACGCAGGGCGGUGCGGAGCGGGAUGAGGACGGAGUGCAAAUGCCACGGCGUGUCGGGCUCCUGCACCGUCAAGACCUGCUGGAAGACCCUCCCGCCCUUCACCUUCAUCGGGAAGCACCUCUUCCACAAGUACAGGAAGGCCAAGUCCGUCUCAGUGCAUAAGGCCUGGAGCACCGCUUCACGAGGAAGUAAAUCUGCAUUCCCGACGAGACGAGCGGCGAGGCGGCACCGCGGGUCCAGGCGGGGCGGCGGCUCCUCCGACACCCGCGUCAUGCCCUUCAGCUUCCAGCAGCAGACGAGCGGCUGAACAGACACUCCCCGGGAUGACUGAACGACAGCCAGGCUGGACUGAAUGAUCCAGCAGUUGCUGCAGUUACACUGGGACUUUCCAAAUACAGCAAAACAUACUCGCCACCUUCCUCUUGGCCACCCUGACUGUUGUACAAUUCCAUGUGUGGCCAGGUGUUGCAACCCUCCAAUAAGCACCUGUACCAAUCUGGAUAGAGCUGUGUAGUACACAGUGUAAGGACAAUCCAGUUGCCAGUCAAACAUCUGGCACUGUUCCCCAAAAGAGCUGACAAACUCCGAGCCAAGUUUUUUUUCUUUACACUCUUAUCUGGCCUAUAGCGCUGGUAGGCUUUCUUCAGGGGCCUGGUGGUUGACCCAAGCCCGUCAUGGCGCAGGGAAGUGUUUAUAGCAGCACCAUUUCUUCUUGGCUCAUGCUGCCCGCCGGAGCUCAUUCUUGAUUCACUUGGACAGUUCCUCUAGAGUUGGGGUUGAUAGGUGAUCUUCAGGACAGCACGUGGGUAGCCUUAUGUCACUUGGCAAUGACUGAAAAAUCCCAGGUGGUAGCAGAAGAUUUGAACCCGCAUUGUCCAGAACUUGGUGAAAGCAGGACCUGCACACUAACCAUUCAGCCACUGCCUCU